Molecule: messenger RNA, 924 nt
Organism: Cimex lectularius (bed bug)
Lineage: Eukaryota; Metazoa; Arthropoda; Insecta; Hemiptera; Cimicidae
Product: tetraspanin-3-like
Exons: 2
Coding region: 15-899 (294 amino acids)
Cellular component (GO): membrane
Source: RefSeq, a predicted model, not a curated record
AUCUGUCAUGUGUUAUGGUUUAUUUAAUAAAAAUGUGUAUAAUACCAAUUCGAGUGGAAACUUUUCUCCAGUUGAUAGACGUAUCGUUAGUAAUAAUGCUUGUAAUAUUAAGCAUCGAAGUGGUCCACGGUGCCAGAUCCAUCGUCCUUAUGUUGGAAAACCUGGACAUUGCGGCAUUAUUUUCCUAUGUGUACGGUGCAAUCAUCCCAUCCAUUUUUGCCGUUAUCGACGGAACGCUUGCCAUGCUGGGGAUUAUCAGCCUCUCUUACAAAGUUAAGUACCUGCGCCAGCAGCACCUGAAGAGCAAGGAGAUGACCGUAUACUUGCGGGUGAUAAUCGCCUCUGUCAUAUGCAGCCUGCUCAUCGGGUUGGCGUGCGCCACCUCCGUCAUAGUACAAAAACCGAUACACGGAAGUUUCGAAGCGAGCUUCUUAAAAGCCUUGAAGAAUUACUCGAAUCCUCAAAGCAAAGCCGUAUUGGACCAUGUGCAGAAGGAGCACUCGUGCUGCGGUCUUAAAGAUUACAAAGAUUGGUUCAAUGGCAAAAAUAAAACAAACUAUAUGCUACCUGGCAGUUGCUGCAAAAACGUUGAAGUCCCGUGUUCGUUCCAUCCCGACAAAAACGCUUCUUUCGAUUUCUAUGCAUUUUGGCCAACAGGAUGUUUGAACAAAUACAAAAAGGCUUUGUCAGAGUACAUGAAACUAAUAUAUCAAGCGUUGGUUGUUAUGUGUUGUCAGAUAAUGUAUUCCAUCUUUGACCGGCUUAUUCAAAGUAGUAUGGACCAAAUUCCAACAAAUGGCGUCCACCAGUGUUAUAUUAUAAGUAAAAACCAAAUAAGAUUUGGAAGAGCUAAAAGAAAGAGAGCUUCGACCACACAGACGCCAGAAAACGAAAAUUAAUUCUGCAAAGCAAUACGUCCCAAAG